AUGCAGGCAUAUGAACUCAGCACCCUAACGGGCACCCAAGUCUUACUUCUGGUCGUAUCGGAGACAGGUCUCGUGUACACGUUCACGACUCCCAAACUCCAACCACUCGUAACCAAACCCGAAGGGAAGAAUUUGAUUCAGGCCUGCUUGAAUGCUCCUGACACUCCCACCGGUCAGGAGUCACCUACCACGACACGCACAUCUCAAAAUGCCUCCGUCUACGGAAAUGACAACCCCGCCCCCGUAGAUAGUAGUAACAACGAUGUCUAUGAUAAUGAUCGAAAGAACCAGUAUAUUGGCCUAACAGCUCCUUACAAUCAAUACGGCACAAUUCCUAGUAGUAUGGCCCUGGGAACCAGCGGUAUUCCCCCGUCUUACAUGUCGGGAUAUCAAUACAACCAGUCGCACUUGAAUCAGUACGCACAAAACAGCUAUAUGCAGCCCACCGGAUAUUGGCCACCCUCGAACGCUACCUCAAAUGGAAACAAGGUGUCCCAGUAUCAAAAUCAAUCUCCCGAAAAGAAGUAA
This is a messenger RNA of Acaulospora colombiana, 528 nucleotides long. Lineage: Eukaryota; Fungi; Glomeromycota; Glomeromycetes; Diversisporales; Acaulosporaceae. The record is from the annotation of a GenBank genome assembly.